Molecule: messenger RNA, 1446 nt
Organism: Quercus lobata
Lineage: Eukaryota; Viridiplantae; Streptophyta; Magnoliopsida; Fagales; Fagaceae
Product: serine/threonine-protein phosphatase 7 long form homolog
Exons: 5
Coding region: 1-1446 (481 amino acids)
Biological process (GO): meristem development; meristem maintenance
Source: RefSeq, a predicted model, not a curated record
AUGGCACAAAACAUCACUUCAAUGCAUGGAACACCAACAAGUGAUAAAAUGACAUCUCUUGAUCAUACUUCCACCAUAAUAUGGCUGCUGCAAAUGCUUGGACGCAUUGACUAUACACAGCCUGGACCCAUUGACGACUCAGUGUUGACACAGCAGGCGACGCAUCGGUCUGAAGCUAUUUGGAAUGGGCGGGAUCCAGGGUCCAUUACCUGCCGUAGUCGUAGUUCAGAGUUCUCCAAGCAACCUCCAAUGGUGGACAACCGAGUGAGGAACAUCAUCACCACAGUUGGUUUGGAGGGACUCUUGUGGGUCCCGGGUAGAGAGAUUGACAAUGGCCUGAUAACGGCCUUAGUGGAGCGAUGGCGGCCCGAGACUCACACCUUUCACAUGCCACAUGGUGAGGUGACCAUCACAUUGCAGGAUGUGGAGGUUCUUCUCAGGCUUCCUGUUGAUGGUGACGCUAUAACAGGGAGCACACAAAAAACUUGGGUGAAUGUGUGCCGGGACUUCCUUGGUUUUCAACCUGUAACUCAAAAUAACCAUAAGCAACUUGAUGGGCAGAGGAUUCUCAUCAACCGCCUUUUGGAGGAAGUUGCUAACCCAUUGCCGCCUGAUGCUGAAGAGGAUCAGCUGCAUAAGUACGCACGAUGCUACAUCCUAGCGCUAUUGGGGGACACAAUAUUCAUGGACAAAUCCGGCGAUAGGGUGCAUUUAAUGUGGGUGCAGCAGUUGGAAGACCUUCACAAUCCACGGAGGUACAGUUGGGGAAGUGCUUGCCUUGCAUGGUUGUAUCGAGAGCUAUGCAGGGCAAGCGAGGACACCAGUCAGAUUGAUGGGUGCUUGUUGUUGCUCCAGUACUGGGCAUGGGCCAGGUUCCCCUAUUUGUGCCCGACAGUUGAGCGAGGCCCGCCAGUGGGUGCUUACGGUCCUCCAGUACGUGGUCCACUAUCCCUGAAGUGGUUGUGGGUCCCAAACAAGAAAAAUAGGCCCGCCCACAUCUUCAGGGACAGGUAUCGCGAGCAACUAGCUUCCAUGUUGCCAGACCAGGUGGUGUGGCAGCCAUAUGAAGCUCAUUUUGACGACCUCCCGCCCUGGUGUGUUGCAGGGAGGGCCGUAUGGACGGCAACGGUGCCGCUUGUAUGUUUCCACCUAGUAGAGAAACAUACACCGGAUCGUGUUGUUCGUCAAUUCGGGAUGAUCCAAGAAAUUUCCCGCGCUGUUAACACUGACAGAGUGCUUCAUGGCAUUGAUUUGAGGGGGAAGAUCGGUGUUAAUUGGAUGCAGAAGCAUGCUGCGCAUAGCCUUGAGUGGGGUUAUCGCUUUGAUAUAUACCCUCUGCAUGAUUAUAAUUCCUCAGAGUGUGUCCUGCAAUUUUCUGCUCAUUUUUGUUAUAGAUCUCCAUUGCAUAAUCACUCCACACCUUACCUCGAGAGAGAUCAGAAGUAA